CAUUCUUGAGUAGGGAUAGUGCUCCCUAAUAUCCCCCUCUCUCGUAGUACACACAAAGGGCAUUACUCUACGGUGAGUCGACUUAAGCCAUGGACUGGCGGCGGGCAGGGAGCCCAACAUACGGCCGGCGACGCUCGCCAGCGGAGAUGUAUUCCGCCCCGGCGUCCCCGGCACACCCCCUGGGUCCAGCCACGUCGUCACCGGUACACCCUCUGGCGGCGCGGUCCAAGGCGCGCGCCGCGGCGGCGCUGGCGCAUGUCAUGUCGCGCCCAGGCGCGCGAGUCGCCGCCGCAGACUCCGACUCCGACGAGAACGGGUACGGAGACGACGACGGCAGCACCAACGGGCGUUACGGCGGCGGCCGGAGCCCCUUGCACGGGUACGUUGCAAAGAGCGCCGGCGGCGUCAAGGACAAGUUCUUCGGGAUGGCGUUGCCCAAGAGAAAUCAGGGAGGCGAUAUAGAGGCGCAAGCUUUCUCUGGUUGAGUUCUGCUCGGAGGAAGUUUCGAUCACUCGAACCGUGUGUGUUUGCUCCGGAAAUUUGAUUAGCCCAGACAUAUGCGGCUUAAUUUCUACGUAGAAAGCUAUUAGAAAGAAAGAAAUGCUCGAGAGUAGUACUAUGAACAGUUGCAUUUCUGCCAGCGAAAAUUAUGCUCUGCUAAUCUGCUUGAUCUACGCGGUAUACCAGUAAAAUAGUCAGAGCUUAGCAGUAGCUUAGGGAACCCAAAAGUAAAUCACACGGGAAUCCCGAGGCGGUCUGGUCGAUGCCACGCAAUCCAUGCACGGUCAACGCGGCUCAUUAAUGCGUGCCCUUAUUCACUCUGACCUUUUUGACUUUGUUUAAUGGGAAAAUCGGCAUCGAUCGGCCGGCCAUCACGAAGAAAAAGCUCUCCACAAGUUCAUCCAUGUGGUCCGGUGGAUCGCAUUCUCACGGUACAUGACACGCCACAAAAUAAGAGAAGGAUGCGUCCUUGUAACUGAGGAAGAAAGAAAUCAUUUUCUCAACUAUUUAAACCAUUGCUUUCAAAAUAAAGAUUAUCUUUAUCAUUACAAAGAUAUCUUUACUAUUACUGCUCAUUUGUUUUGGAUGAGUCCUAGGAGAUUUUCAUCCACGGGAUUAUUUCUAUGUUUAGCAUUCCCUGAGGUACCGGAUUCCUUAGAAUUGUGUACUUGAUUCCCUAGAAUUAUUAGCAUUAUGUAAGACCUCACGAAAAAUUUCAAAUAA
Messenger RNA from Triticum aestivum (bread wheat), 1224 nucleotides. RefSeq lists its product as uncharacterized. The record is from RefSeq and is a predicted model, not a curated record. The coding region runs from base 90 to 485 and encodes 131 amino acids. Lineage: Eukaryota; Viridiplantae; Streptophyta; Magnoliopsida; Poales; Poaceae. The transcript has 2 exons.